This is a messenger RNA of Colletotrichum karsti, 543 nucleotides long. RefSeq lists its product as uncharacterized. Bases 1 to 543 code for a protein of 180 amino acids. The transcript has a single exon. NCBI's taxonomy places the organism in Eukaryota, Fungi, Ascomycota, Sordariomycetes, Glomerellales, Glomerellaceae. The record is from RefSeq and is a predicted model, not a curated record.
AUGGCAUCCAAAAUCUCACUCACUCCUCUCUCAUCCCUCCGAGUCUCCAAACACAUGAUACCCGCUCACGACCUGCUGCCAAACACCAGCAUCCAGAACAAGCCGCUGAUGAUCUACCACGCGGCGUUUCCCUCGGCCAGCGCUUCCGCCAUCGAAUCACAUCUUUCCUCUGUCGGCGUCGUCGAGCCGCAAUGGCGGUACACCAUGUACAGCACCAGCCACUUCCACAGCACCACACAUGAGCUGCUGUGCAUCAGCAACGGUCGCGCUAAGCUCUGCUUCGGAGGCGAGGAGAACGAAGGCCGAGUUGAGCCGCUUGUUGAGAAAGGAGACGUUAUUGUUGUUCCAGCUGGGGUCUCUCACCGAUUGAUGCAGGAUGUCGACGGAGGAUUUGAGAUGGUCGGGAGUUAUCCCAAGGGACACAACUGGGAUAUGUGUUACGGAAAGAAAGGGGAGGAGAGAAAGGUUCAAAGUAUCAGCAAGGUCGAUUGGUUCACCAAGGAUCCUGUGUAUGGCAGCAGCGGCCCGGUGUUGGAUGUAUGA